CCUCCUUCACAGCCUCACUUCACUGCCUAUCUGCCUUUAGCUUCACAUUCACUAUGGCCUCUCCCUCUUUUUCCUCCUCUCUCGUUCUCCAACUCUUCCUCUCUGUCUCCCUCCUCCAUUUCAGCACCGCCGCCAGAACACUCUCCCAGUCGUCCCAAAACUUCAAGUUCCAAUACCACAAAGGGCCUCUCCUUACCGGCAACAUCUCUCUCCACCUCAUAUGGUACGGUAAGUUCACUCCUUCCCAGCAAGCCAUUGUCUCCGAUUUCAUUUCCUCCCUCUCCUCCUCCAAUCCCGCCACGCCCCAACCUACCGUCUCCGCGUGGUGGAACACCAUUAAAAAAUUCUACAACCCCAAGCUGUCCCUCUCCCUAGCUUCCCAGGUCCUCGACGACGCCUACUCCGUCGGCAAAUCUCUCACCACUCAACAAGUUGCCAAGCUGGCAUCCAAGGGUGGCCAGAAAGACGCCAUCAACGUGGUUCUCACUGCUUCCGAUGUUGCCGUCGAUGGGUUCUGCUCCAGCAGGUGCGGCACUCACGGUACCUCCGUGGGCGCUGCUGUACGAGGGAAGAGACACAGCUUUGCUUACAUCUGGGUCGGUAACUCGGAAACCCAAUGUCCCGGUCAGUGCUCGUGGCCGUUCCACCAGCCUAUUUAUGGUCCCCAGAACCCGCCCUUGGUUGCGCCUAACAACGAUGUGGGACUCGAUGGCAUGGUGAUCAACGUGGCGAGCCUGUUGGCUGGAACCGUCUCCAACCCCUUCGGCAAUGGAUUCUUUCAGGGACCCAAAGAAGCACCGUUGGAGGCGGCAUCGGCUUGCACCGGAGUCUAUGGCAAAGGAGCUUUCCCCGGCUACGCCGGCAACCUCUUGGUGGACCCAGUCACCGGCGCGAGCUUCAAUGCCAAUGGCGUGAAUGGCAGAAAAUAUCUGUUGCCCGCACUUUAUGACCCCGCCACCUCUUCUUGUUCUACGCUGGUAUAAUAACGACGGGAUACACAUCGCGGAACUUCGGAUUGAUUACGGACGCCUUCGGCGUUGAGAAACAUUCUUUGAUUCCUUCAUUCUUUUUGCUGUGACAUCGAAUAAAUAUCUCAUUUGCGUAUAAUUAAGAUAACUAUAUAUGUUUGUCUA
This is a messenger RNA of Prosopis cineraria, 1133 nucleotides long. RefSeq names its product protein PHOSPHATE-INDUCED 1-like. The transcript has a single exon. The record is from RefSeq and is a predicted model, not a curated record. Lineage: Eukaryota; Viridiplantae; Streptophyta; Magnoliopsida; Fabales; Fabaceae. The coding region runs from base 54 to 983 and encodes 309 amino acids.